AUGGAACGCUCACCAUAUUCCCGAGGCUUCAGCCAUCACAACAGGCCCAUUUUUUUCGAGAAUCGUGGUUAGACUCUUAAAAUUUUUUCGUUUGAUUAAUUAUAAAGUUAGUUGAAUCUUUUCCUUGAGUUUAAGAUUUCUCGUUUUUAAGUUUUUGUUUUCAAAGAAAAAAGUUUUUUAGAGCAGUUAGUUGUCGGCGGAGAGGAUGGUUCGAUAUCCGUCAUAGAUCCUUGUGGAACCAAAGAUGCACAAGUGAGAAAUCCACGAAAGUAACUGAUAAUUUAAGAUUUUUCUAGGAUACAACUGUUCUACAUUAUCAAACCAAACGACCAGUCUUGCAAAUGAGAGCCGGGGAAUUUUUACCUUUUAUGGGCGUUCAGUUGGCCGUUUUAUCGCCAAACCGACUCUCUUACUACCGUAUUGUUUAUGGUUAAUAUGAGAAAGGAUUUCAGAAUCGAAAAUUUUUUUAUCUUUCAGACGAAAAAGAUGAGACGUCAUUCAACUUUGAGGAAAUUUACGGACACGAGAUUGAAGAAACUGCUUACAACAUGUGCACUUUACCAUUUCAAAAUAUCCAUAUUCUUGUCCAGACCGUCUUGUGCAAUCUAUAUCUUUAUCAGGGUCGGUUAUCUUCAUAAUUAGAAAAAAGUUCAUAAUUUUUCUAAUAUUUCGAAGUACCCUAGAAAACGGUUCUUCGUCUUGAGAAUUCCGUACAGUUUUGCAAUAGACGUCUGUUCUAGGAGACCAGUGCAUUUUCUCGAAAUCACCAUUGCCUUUUCUGCUCCCGGGGCCAAUAUGCUAUUCACUACCGUCCUCCUCCUUACUACUUGGCAAUGACGGUCGAAUAAGCUCCUUGAAAUUCAGCCUAUUGACCAGCGUCUCGAAUUCCUCCAAGAAAGUCACGGUUUUCCUGAGAAAAAAACUUGGCCGGAACCUUAAUUUGGAAUUUUGUUCAGUUUGAUUGGGAGUUCAGUCUCGGUGAUUACGCGCUGGACAUCGAGGUCGAAGAUCGGCCUCCGAUCCAGCCGUCGCUGGUUGUUCUGUGUCGAAGAGGCGUCAAUUGUUUCACCACCGGGGGAAUGAUUCGUUGGCAGAUACGGCUGGAGUCUGUCGCCACAGCCAUGUGCCUGUACAGAUUGCCAGGAAGUCAGUUAUAACAGUUUUUUUCAAAAAAAAUUAUGUCUCAACGGUAGAUAGUACUCGCGAAGGUCUGGUAAGAAAUCUUUUUUAAUUAAGUCAAGCAGGAUUUUUAUGCGAAAACAAAAAUAGAUCUUUUUACGCUAGAUUCCACUCAAAAUCUCUGUGUAUUCAUGGGUGUUGAGAUCACAAGACAUUAUUAAAUGGGCCUACUUUGAGAAAUUUUUGAAAAUUGUUAAUUAUAUGCUGAAAAAUGGCGUUUUUCAGUUGAAACUGCAUACAUUUCAUCAAUAAUCGCCACUGCCGAUGAGAAUAUGUUGGUUUUCCGUGACGAACGGCUCGUCUGGAAUUGUAAUGCUCACAUGGCGCCGGUUGCUCUUCUUGUGUCGACCUAUAGGUUUAGUUUUUUUUUUUCAAGUUUACCGAUUUUUAAUGGCUUAAUUCUCAAGUUCCCGUCUCAUUCCCGAACACUUCUUUCCUCUCGACUUUCAAAUUAAAAAAUUUGAGCGUUAAAAUUUCCAUGUAUCUUUUCUCGAGUUUUCGUUCAUGGUUUUCAACAACUUUUCUUGCAGCAGCCUCUAUGAAAACGUCCUGACCUUGAUGUCAUCGAAUGGAAAAGUUAUCAUCGGUUACCCGGGCACGGAGCCAAAUUUGUACAAGGUUGAGGCUAUCGAAGAUCUGUAAUAAUGAUAAAAAUUCCCAGCUGCCGCCAGAGAACCGCAUAAUCAAUUAUAAAGAGAAGGCCGAGCAAUUGAAGUCCUUGGAGUCUAAAAUCAAAGAAACGCAGGGAAAAGGGGGUUUUUCCAUUACGAUAAACUGGUCUUAACUUUGAAUUUCGCAGAAAUUGAGCCAAGGCUGGAGUUUGGCAUCAAGUUGACCUGUUCGGAACUCCAGAAAGCAUCGGUAAUGGUUCAGAUCAUUCAACUCUGGUUUAAAAAAAACCUAGACUGAAAUCUCCAUUUGAAUUAGAAGGGAAGCUCUUUCUGUGGGCUCUUCUCUAUAAUAUUUGAUUUUCGCAGCUUUUUCUACAAUUCCUUUCUUGAUCUGAAUCUAAAAAUGUAAAACUGCAGAUGGAGCACAACACGAAAGGACCGGUCUGUAUCCUCACAGUUCAAUUCAACGGCGUCGCGGAGGCUCAGAAAAUCCACAUUAAUGUCCGUUCAUCGCUCUCAACUCCGUCUCGACAGAUUGUUCUUCAUAAACCGAGUACAUUUUUCUUUCUUGAAUUUUUUUGGAUUUUUUUGAAAAAUUAAUUUGAUAGCUAUUUUUACACGGCAGUUCGUUAAAUUUUUCUUUAUUAUCUAUACUUUUCACGUUUCAGACAGGCAAAAACUGAAAUUUUUUUAAUCGGAGCCCUAAAAAAAGCAAACUUUUUUUCAGAACUUGUUAAAGCUUAUAGUAAAAAAAUUUAAAAUAUCGAAAAAAACCUCAUUUGUUCACUUAAAGUAUGUCGUACAAACUUUGAGGUCUUAUAAAUUGAGAAAAGUUGAAUUCUAAAGAUUCAUUCUUUUCUAAAUAGUUAUGAAGUUUUUGCCGGGGAACUAAAUUACAUUUGAAUUUUAAAAUUUCAGGAGAAGGCUCCCAAUUGAAAAUCCCAUUUUUCGUCGGUAAGGAGCCUCCAACCAGCUCCACCGUCAAUAUUGCGGCUCAUUGUUAUCCAUCACAAGGUACAUUUUCUGCUCAUUGUUUUAUUCGCCAAAUUUCAGCCUCGAGCUACCGAUCAAUCGAAAUGCCAAUGGAACUUUUGUUCCACGAGUGCUCCCUGGACAGGAAUUCCAAGUAUAAAUUCACGCUGGACACUGAUUGCGCGGUCGUUCCCAUCAAUUCUCUGUUCCCAGGUUCUUGACUUGAUUUUUUGAACAUUAAUUAGGAAUUUUAAGCUUUUCAAACGGAUAACCCCUUGACGAUUGGCCUACAAGUUCAUUCCAGCGACGCGACCGUUUCCAUUUUUGCGGCCAAUAAAUCAAGUAAGAGUUUGGAAAAUCACAUCGUUCAAUAACCAAUUUUGAUUCUUUUCUUUUUGUAAUAUACUCACUUUUUUUUAUACUAUGGACCAAAAAAUGUCCUUCUCCACAUUUAUCCAAAGUUUCUUUUUUUCAAAUUUUAAAUCAACAAAUCUCUGCAAGUUGUUUUCAGCAAUUUCAUCCUUUAUUUUUUUUAAUGUUUUUUUUUUCUAACAUUUGCUAGAUAUUGAAUUCAACCUCACCAGUAUGACCUUGAAUAAUGUUCUAGAUAUUUUCUUCCACAAAAUAAUUUGGAAAAACGCAAAAGGUUACAGAUCGCUACAGAGUUCAAAGCGACCGCCUCGGUUUGCUCCAAGUGGCGACGGCUGCCUUGAUCCAAAGACUCCGAGAAACAGUCCCCAACAUCAAUAUUGGUGGCAAGCAGCCAAUCGAGUACAUUUCUCUUUUGCUCGAUAACAUUUUAGAGGUUUCUAUUUCUAUUUUCACUGCUUCAUUCCAUUUAUUCAGCACAAAAAGUUGCUUGACGCGGAAAAAGAGAGAAUGGAGUCGCGGAUGCGAGAAGUUCGUUGUAUCGAAGCGCUACUGCUGAACAAGUCGAAAAACACGAAAUUGGAGAAUUUGGACCAUAUCGAUGCGCUUUUCAGCAAGUCGCACCAACAGGUCAACUUUCGGAAGAAAUCAAAAUUUUUCCUUCUUAGAAGCUUUUCUCUCUAUUUUUUGAAUAUUUUCUACAAAAACCUUCGCCGAGGUUAUAAAGGGUCAUACCAUAUUUGAGUCUUGAGACAAUAAUGGCGAGUUUAAUAUUUUCAGCUCCUAGCAGCGAUGGACGCCUACACGACGUCUCAAAAUAAAUACAAAACCGAAAUUGAAGCUUUAGGUUGGUACAAAAUUGAAUGUUUUGAAUGAUAUCGCCACGCGCUGCAAAUUAUUCUAAAUAACCUGGAAUAUUUCAGGUUCAUUAUUCCAGCUGACGGCCGAUGUUAUGCGAUGUCAAAAAGCCGUGGCUUACAUCGACGGCAAUUUUUAUGUCAAUACUACACAAGUGAGUUAUUGGCGUCGGAAAACUUCAGGCGUUUUGAAUAAAAAAUGUGUGUUGUAAUUUAAUGAUCUCCGCAAGUUUAAAAUGGUGCAAAAAAAAUCAGAACUUUUCAAAUAUCAGUUCUUACUUUUCAAUAAACACAAGAAAAAGACGUUAGAUUGUUUUAUUUCAAGGUUAGCACUCGUUUUUGAUUCAAAACUGAGUUUUUCAAAAAUUUUCUGUUCUCAAGUUCAAAAAAAGGCUCAUCAGUUCCGUUUCAAACUUUUUUGAGCUUCCUUGAGUUAAAUUUUUUUUUUCAAAAAUCUUUCACGUCAAACUUAAUUAUCUUUUUCAGUCCCUGAAAGAAAGGCUCCAAUGGGCGUCGAGAAUGCACAGAUCUGGCGAAUCUUCAAUGGUGGAAGCGCUGUGUCAGCACGCUCGGAAAGAUCUGCCGCAAAUCACCGAGGAAGAGGAACCGUCCAAUGAACCAGUUGCAGAGAACGCAGAAUGA
Messenger RNA from Caenorhabditis auriculariae, 4630 nucleotides. The record is from the annotation of a GenBank genome assembly. Lineage: Eukaryota; Metazoa; Nematoda; Chromadorea; Rhabditida; Rhabditidae.